Molecule: messenger RNA, 1134 nt
Organism: Desarmillaria tabescens
Lineage: Eukaryota; Fungi; Basidiomycota; Agaricomycetes; Agaricales; Physalacriaceae
Exons: 5
Coding region: 1-1134 (377 amino acids)
Cellular component (GO): mitochondrion
Source: RefSeq, a predicted model, not a curated record
AUGGUCAUGAGGGCAAGUGACUAUGGAACGACGUGCUUUCAACGAACUAUUCGUCGUGUAAGCUUCAAAUCAGAUGCGCUUCAGAAUAUUUGUCGUCGGCCCUCGAUGCAUAAUGCUGCGUUCGGUUUGAAAGCAUCGCACAAGGAGCUUAUAACGAGAUCUUCCUUCCUGAGUUCGACAAUGGACGUGAGGCCAUUGCACGCAUCGCUGGCGUACCAUAGGCAAUGUACACUUGUCCACAGUCAGCGAAGUAGCCGUACGAGAUGCUAUCGUGCAUCUCACUCCGUGCGUUCUGGCUUGGAGCAGGCAGUAAGGUCGGAUUUCAUCCUCAUAGAGCGUAUAGACGGCGUGGCGCUGGAGGAACGAUGGUUCAAUACUUUUAACGAAGACAUCGGUGCGGUGAUUCGGGAAAUGCUGUUCUUCGAUCUGGGUCUUCAUCAGCGGCCGUUUUUGCAGAAUGGGAGUUUGUUCUUCAAGAAGAGUGUUAGCCCGGAGCUGCAGAGCUGGCUCUAUGCGAGGGAGAGGGAUAGUGAAGAGCCUGCUGCUGAGAGAUACAGGAUUGGUCCUGUCGUUGAUAAGCAGUAUUGGUUCAAUGAGCCUGACCACGCUUGGACGGAUAUGGCGUCUUACAUUCAAGUCACUUGCCGUCUAGCACUUGGCCCUCCGACUUCGCGGAACUCCGUCAGCUGUUGCAGCAAUGUAUAUCGAUGGCGCAUUGUUCUGCCUGAGCAUGGGCUGGCAGUCCCUUAUCUCAUUCAUUCAGACCUCUCGCGGUCCAACGUGAUCGUCAAGCCCUCUAGAGCUGCCAAUGUCGUCUCAUAUAUCGACUGGCAAGGUGCUGUUGCUCUUCCUUACUUUCAGAGCAUCAGGCUGCCUAAGGCUAUUCUUUUCAAGGGAAAAGUUAUCCCUAUUCCCGAUGAACCCUUCUCUCCAUCUGAGAUUCCUUCGGACUUGCCGCCAAAACUCGAGAAACAGGCCGACCUUGAGUGGAGACUCGCCAACCGACAGCGAAAAAUGCCGAAGGUGCUGCUGCAAAGGCAUCCUUUGCGCUUGCAGGCUGCGUGUCUCCUGCAAGGGGACCUACUCACUUCUCUCCCUGAUGUGGCUCUGCGUUCCUAUGCCGACGGUCCAUAA